Trachymyrmex septentrionalis is the source of this 2184-nucleotide messenger RNA. RefSeq lists its product as uncharacterized. Gene Ontology annotation, molecular function: peptidase activity. The transcript has 13 exons. Gene Ontology annotation, biological process: protein modification by small protein removal. NCBI's taxonomy places the organism in Eukaryota, Metazoa, Arthropoda, Insecta, Hymenoptera, Formicidae. Bases 253 to 2055 code for a protein of 600 amino acids. The record is from RefSeq and is a predicted model, not a curated record.
CAUUUGCUAGCCGGUAGCCAUCUAGCGCGAGAAGCGCACCCCGAGAGACGGUGCUCGAGACCUAUACGUGCGUCAAGUUCUUUCAUCGUCAUCGUCGUUGUUCAUCAUCGACCGCGUCAGCUCCUCGUCCAUCGGUCGAUUCGCCGCUUUGCCAGGAGUCCAUCCGCCGUUUUCAUCCCCCUCCUUUACGCGAAAGUCGUACCCGAUAAUCGAUCCACCUGUUAAGCCGUCAAUGAGAGCAGGAAGGGCAAGAUGGAGGAGGAAGAUAUAAGGGCGGCAGUGGAGCUGUACAUUUAUGACCUUACCAAAGGAAUGGCCGCAAUGAUGUCGCAGAUACUCAUUGGUCGCCAAUUGGAUGGAAUAUGGCACACGGCGAUAGUCGCAUACGGAAGAGAGUACUUCUUCGGCCCCGCUGGCAUCCAGAGUGUCCGACCCUUACGCAGGUGGUUCCCGUCGCGCCGUACUCGAUACUCCGCCCGAGUGCUUUCUUUCAUCUUCGGCGGCACGGAGUUACGAGAUCCGCAAAGAGUUGAGAAACUCGGCGAGACUUAUCUGCCCUACUCGGUCUUUCUGGAGUACAUAAACGGCUUGGGGACCUCUACGUUCGCACCGGGCACGUACAACCUUUUCAAGCAUAACUGUAAUUCCUUCACCGAGGAGGUUAGUAACUUCCUGGUGGGCAAGGGCAUUCCCAAGUAUAUCCUUGAUCUGCCAGAAGAAAUAUUACAAACUCCUAUCGGACAGGCUUUAAUUCCGUUGAUAGAAACAUUAAGCAGUAGCUCAAGUGCUGGAUUCACGGUAGGCCAAAGAUUCGUUGAGCCGAGAAUCCAGAGGGAAACUUCGCCGGAAUAUCAACUCCUAAAUACAGCUAUCGAAGAAGCAAGAUUGAAUUCAAUCGCGUUAGAGGAACGGAGGAACGUCAUUAACGAGAAAUUAGCGAAGAAAGACCGAAAGAAGAAAAAGAAGAAAAAGGAGAAGAAAGAUAAGAGUAGCAAGGAGGCCACCAGCAGCGACAGCAAUAGUACCGGACCGAGCAAUUGCCGUGCAGAUAUGGCGGAAAAUGAAAGUGCAGUCGGCGAAACACUGCAGGCGGCCAAUGGAGAAAAUGCACCCGCGGAGAUGCUGCCGUCCGAGCGAGUGAUGCAAAUGGAGGAGGACGAGAAGCGUGAGCAAGAAGAGAAAAAACGCCAUCGAGAUCCACCGAUAGUUUUCAAAGACUUGGUGGAUGUACAAACGGAAUAUGAAGACUUGGUAAGCGCUCUCAAAGAGAAAUUGAACGAUGAGGAACAAACUUGCCUUGGUGAACUACGGCAAUAUGUCUUGGAGGACGAGGGCUCCUGGGCUUUAGGCGACAACUUUCUGAACUUCGUUGGUCGAGUUCUUUACGAUAAAACAUUAGAUAGUGAUGUGCGAGUAAAGCUGUUGAACGUGCUGUCCGUUGCCGCAUUGAAGGACGAUGUGAUUCUGUUGUUACAUCAAGACAGACGAGAGCACAUCAUCAUGACUUACGCCUUCGAUAUCGAUCGGCAUCCUCCAGAGGAGCAACUUCCACUCGCACAGUUUUUGGCAAAUAUGUUCGAGAAUCUGAGCAGCUCGGAGUGGUUACUUUACAUAUCGGAGUGGCAGCAUCAGGAUCAGAACGUCAGCAGCAAUAUCAGCAACAUAAGGGUGACGACAAAGGUUGCUGUGCACUCACUGCUCUCAAAUUCGGAAGAUCUGCAGAUCCGCGGUGCAGCCAUUAUCCAUAACCUUGCCUGCAAGGAGAAAAUGAACAAAAGCAAAAAUCUGCGGCGACUUUUACCGAAAGGCAGCAUUUCUAAGGUGUUUGACGACGUCGCAGUAGAACUGACGAUGGCGUUACUGCAAUACUUCAACGGCAGUCCCGCGGAAGAGCAGCUGUAUACGUGCAUGAAGUCGCUGGCGCGUUUCACGCAGAUCAGCGGCCAAGAAGUGCCGCAGCUCAUACAGAUGAUUGGACCCGAGCCGAACAAAUUCAGGGGUACUUCUCAGAGAAUCGACGAACAAAUCGAACAAGUUAACCAGAAGCUGCGUUAAAUAUCCGUCGACCGUCUGCGAAAAUGUCGUAUUCCACAAGUGCGAGAUAAAACCGGACACGCUUCCGCUAUGUUUAAAAUGAAUUUUUACUUAGAGAUUCUAUCGAGUCAGUCACAUUUAUUAUUAUUA